GCCGCUGCUUCUAGGCCAGCAGCUAACCUGUGAAAACAAACGGCUUCGGCUGUGCUUCAGGUUAGCUGUUUUCUGAAGCACAGGACUCGAUACCACUCGCUCGGUGGUAGUUAAAAUCACGCCUGAAUGUUUAGAGAUAUAAGUUCGCGUUUCGCUUCAACUUGAUCCCUGAAUGUAACCCAACCUCCUCACCAGAAACGAUAAUGUCCGACGCUGCUAACGCUACAGACAACAACGGAGACUCGGGACUUAACGGGUCCUGGGUGGAGCUGGAGAUGAACAGAGCUCAUGAAGCCCAGCCGCCCUCGCUGCCCCUCCCUCAGGUGGAGGAAGAGGAGGCCAUCGUGGGGGGGCUGGAGCACGUCCCGUCCUCAUCCUCGAUCCACAACGGAGACAUGGAGAAGAUCCUGCUGGACGCGCAGCACGAGUCGAGCCGCAGCAACUCGUCCUGCGACAGCCCCCCUCGGCCCCACUCCCCCCAGGACGCCGGACAGAUCAUGUUUGACGUGGACACGACCAGCAGGAGAGACAGUCAGUCUGAAGAGGACAUCUUGGACAAAGACAGGGACAUGGACAUCCUGAUGAAGGACGCAGAUUGGGUUGCUGACUGGUCCAGUCGACCGGAAAACAUUCCCCCCAAGGAGUUCCACUUCCGUCACCCUCGGCGCUCGGUGACGCUCAGCAUGAGGAAGACGGGGGCCAUGAAGAAAGGAGGCCUCUUCUCUGCAGAGUUCCUCAAAGUCUUCAUCCCCUCGCUGCUGCUGUCGCACAUCCUCGCUCUGGGGCUCGGAGUCUACAUCGGGAAGAGGCUGACCACGCCGCCCGCCAGCUCCUUCUGAAGCAGAAGUAAAGUGCCUGAGGAGUCGAUGUUGGAAGUUUUGCUGAACGCUUGUUUCUCAUCCGACUGUCCCGCCUGCUCCCCCCCCCCGCCCCAACCCUGAGAUUUGACAUGUUCUCAGUAGACCCCUUCUUUGUCCUCCCCUUAAUCACCUGUGUUCUGUUUGUAGAGGCCCCUUCUUCAGUGAUUUGAGCUCUUUUUGAAUGAACACGGUCACGUUUUCCCAGUAUGUGGGUUUAUAAUGGGGGGGGGGGGGGGUCUGAUAACAGGGCAGGACCGUUUUAAAGCUGACCACAGAUUGUGCCACCUGCACGAGUAGCCCCAGCACUUAAACCCUGACCAAAUUCAAAGUCGGCUACGCAGACUGAAAACACGAUCAUGCCUUUUACUGAAAGUGGCCAUUUUGUUUAGGUCAUUUAGUUGUUUAUUUAUUUAACAUAGGUGUUUUUUUGUUUUUUUUUAACUACAACAGGAGCAGCCAACACAAACCGCAAGCUAAUUCUACAGCCGACCUUUUGUUUCUUAUAGUUUUUAAGAUGGCAGCAGGAAACGGUGCAUGUGUUCAAGCAGGGCUUCAGUCUGGACACGUCCAGGAUCCUGCAGCCUGUCCCAAGUCCUCUAGUCUUUAAAAUGAUGGUUCAGGUCUUUUGAAGUGGGGUUCUGUGGAAACAGUAUGAAUAAGUAAUAUCUUAUCUGUCGUAGAUAACUUUUUAAAACAACCUCAGAACUGCAGUUCAAGCAAAUACUGAUUUUUAUGAAUUUUUUUGCUGCCAAAAAAAACUUUUCAGUGUAAAAGUUGAAAUAAAACGGAGUGGUAAACAUAAAAAGUAUCUCUUGAGCUAAUUUCUUUGUUUAAAAAACAAAAUAAUUGAAGAAAAGUUCCUCAGUGAAUGAAUAAACAGCACUAUUGUAAAAACACAGUAAACGUCAGUACAUUUACAAAUCCUAGUGGCUCAAAAAUGGACAAAAAAGUAAACGUUUAUGUCUUAAAGUAUGGCAACAGUGGUUAAACGUUUAUAAAAUAAUUUGUGCAUGAACUGAUAUGAACGCUUGAAUUGUUUUUAGUUGGCAAAAAUUGAUUUUGGUCCGUCAGCUCGUCAGUCCGGUCAAACUUUAACUAUUUCUCCAAACUGAGGUCUCUGCUAUCUACAACAGGUAAGAUAUUGACUGCUUGCAACCUCUCCAUAAAACCACACUUCAAAAUAUCUGAAAUGCCCUUUUAGCUCUUGUAGUGAGUGUCUGCCUCUUGACCAAUCCAAUGUUGCUCAGCUCAGUAUUACGUGAAAGUAAUUUUUUAGGGUACCUUGAACGAUUUUUAUCUUAAAAAAAAAAAAA
Nematolebias whitei (Rio pearlfish) is the source of this 2173-nucleotide messenger RNA. It is a transcript of the gene bnip3lb, whose product is annotated as BCL2 interacting protein 3 like b. Gene Ontology annotation, cellular component: nucleus; mitochondrial outer membrane; mitochondrial envelope. The record is from RefSeq and is a predicted model, not a curated record. The transcript is spliced from 6 exons. The coding region runs from base 204 to 839 and encodes 211 amino acids. Gene Ontology annotation, biological process: positive regulation of apoptotic process; defense response to virus; mitochondrial outer membrane permeabilization. Lineage: Eukaryota; Metazoa; Chordata; Actinopteri; Cyprinodontiformes; Rivulidae.